Mya arenaria is the source of this 4839-nucleotide messenger RNA. RefSeq names its product F-box only protein 16-like. Bases 162 to 1166 code for a protein of 334 amino acids. The transcript has 8 exons. NCBI's taxonomy places the organism in Eukaryota, Metazoa, Mollusca, Bivalvia, Myida, Myidae. The record is from RefSeq and is a predicted model, not a curated record. Gene Ontology annotation, molecular function: protein binding.
GUUUUUGAUAAAAUGGCCGAGGAGCUCCGAAUGUCCGUAAGACAGCAACGAAAAUAGCUUCAAAAUGGCCGCGUAUUAUUGAUUUGUUCACAUCUAAAAAUCUUAUUACAUCUUUUAGAUAUAUUUCUUUGCCCCUUUUCUCUGAAACCUUUCCCUUAAAAAUGUCAAUGAUAGCAAAGAAUCGAACAAAAAGCACAUGGACUCCUCUAAGUAACGAGGAAACAAAUAAUCAAAUAUUUGAAGAAAGGAGAGUCCUGAUAAACAAAUGGUUCGACAAAUGGACCCACGACCAGCGAAAACAUAUCAUGGAGGACCUUAUCCACAAGGCAAAGAUCCGUGAGAAAGGAUUUAUCCGAGAUUAUGUGAAGGAGCAUGUACCAGCCCUGAAGCGGGACUUCACCCGACACCUGCCCCGUGUCAUCUCCAUUUACAUUUUCUCAUUCUUGGAUCCUAGGAGUCUUUGUCGUGCUGGCCAGGUAUGCUGGUACUGGAAGUAUCUGACUGAUCUGGACCAGCUGUGGAUGCUCAAGUGUGUCAAGCUGGGCUGGAACUUGCCCGUCAUGCCUGGACAGUAUGAGACCGGUGUGUGGAAACGUAACUACGUCGAGAACAUCAAAACACUCCAGAUCAUGUUCCCAAAGAAAAGCACAAAGAUUGACUUGUCAAAGAUCGUCCCUCAGCAAAAGCCCCCCAAGUCUGCCAAGUCUGGAAAGUCGACCCCAUGGCGAGGGUCAGACCCGGUACCCAAGGAUACGUGGAGAUAUAACUACCUAGAGAAUAACGAUGUUGUCCAGGAUGUGAAAACAAUGCGAAGGAGGAAGGACUACGCUCCAGAAGGGAAGGAGGUGAGUCGACAUUCCCGCAGCAAAGUUAAGACUGGUCAGAAUAUUCACAACACGGAGGUCAGGAGAUCACAGUCCUACACAAAAAUAGUUACCACUUCCCAAGAUCACCUGAACAACUGGGAUGGUUUUACCAUGUCGAUGACGAUGCCCCCAGAUGCCUCCAUGGGUGUGACCCGCCCCGCCCCGGUUCACUCUCACCCUCGACCCACCAAACGCCAGCAAGUCUCCGCCCGCACACCAAGGGACCCACCUAGUACAGAUCUGUUUCCAAAGCAACCAUGGAAGGUUGGUAAUAAAGAGGAGUCGGAUGAAGAACUUUGACCAGCCUACUGUUUGCCAAUCCUGAAUAAUUCUGAAAUCUCAAGUUCAACAUGGAACACUCCAUAUGUGAAUUUUCUACACCGAAAUUGAAUGUUGGCUGAUAUAAUAGCUUAUAAAACUGAACUUAUUUUUGAUAUGAAGUAUCUUUCAUGGCCGAGAGUGUAAGAUAGAUUAAUCCCGACCUGAGCGUAGGGUGUUUUGUGCAGAAACAAGGUUUACAGAGUUUCCACAAAACAUGCUGCGCAAGGUUUGGGAUGAACCUAUCUUACAUAAUCCGCUAUGGUAGAUGCUUUUUCUCCCACCUCAGUUAAACAAAAUAAAGUGAAAGUGUAUUUUUUGCUCGAACUCUUUUGUGCGUAGUUAAAAUAAUUUGCAUAUAGUUAUGGGAUAUUUGUGGUUAUGCGCAGUGAUUCAGAUUAUGUAAAUAGUCAAAUCAUUCUUUAAAUAGUUCUGGAGAGAGGGCAGCAUUAUUUCUUGAAUGCUGCUUGAAAACUUAAUGGUGCCAUUUGAAACGAGAAAUAAUUAAUUUAGAUUUUAAAUAUUGCCACAAGACAUGGUUUCCAUGAUGCUAGAGACAACGGUCUUCAACAAGGGAGGUAAUUGUGUGAAGACAAUAAAGGAGUUCCAUAUGGGUAUUUGUUUUAUCUUUGCCUGUGGGCAAGAUUAUAAGUAUCUUCCAUGGCCGUGAGUGUAAGAUAUGUUCAUUCCGACCUGAGCGUAGGGUGUUUUGCGGAAAUGAGGUUUACCGAGUUUCCGCAAAAACACCCUGCGCGAAUUCGGGAUGAACCUAUCUUACACGAGCGGCUAUGGUAGAUGCUUUUUCUCCCACCUCAGUUAAACAAAAUUAAGUAAAUAUGUAUUUUUUGCUGGAACUCUUUUGUGCUUAGUGAAAAUAAUUGCGUAUGGAUAUGCGAUAGCACGUGGUUGUCAUGGAUAUUCGCGCAGUGAUUCAGAAUAUGUUAAUAGUCAAAUCGGUCUUUUUAAAUAGUUCUAAAGAGAAUGAAGCAUUAUUUCUUGAAUGGUGCAUGAGAUGGUGACAUUUGAAGCGAGAAAUAAUUAAUUAGCGUUCUAAAUAUUACCAUAAGACAAGAUUUCCUUAAUGCUGCAGUCUUCAACAAGGGAGGUAAUUACAAUGUGGUAACCGUUAAAAAGGAGUCCCAUACGGGCAUUUUAUCUUCGCCCGUGGGCAAGAUAAGAAUAUCUAGCAUGGUUAAAUUAUUGGAUCUACUUAUCUGAGGUGGGAGAAAAGAAUUUCUCGCAUGACCAUAAAAUUUUGAUCUACUUAUCUGAGGUGGGAGAAAAAUGAUUCUACAUUUCCCAUGCUUUAGUUACACAACAAAUGUUUCUGGCUGUCUCUGGGAUUUACCUCAUCUAUCAAUUUAAUUUUCACACACCUUUUCAAAAAAUAUUAUACAUUUCUUUUCUUCCUUUAUGUAGGUUGUUAACAAGCCAUAAUUGGUUGAUAUGUUAGUAUUGAACAUUCCAAAGUUUUGACUGCCAUAAAAGUCAUUUUCAUAGCAAAAAAACUAUUAUAUCACUUUAUACUUGGAAACUUGCAUAUUUAAUAUCAUUAUCAGAUUGAUGCUGCAACUCAGCCUGAUGGCACAUUAUGCAUUGUUUGCAUCAAUACUUGGUAACAAGCAUAUUUAAUAACAUUAUCAGAUAAAAUUCUGCAACUAAGCCCGAUGACCCAUAAUGCAUUGUUUGCCUCAAUUUAAGAUAUCCGACCCACAGAUAUAUGUGCUUACGAUGCCCAGUGUCCCAUCUUAUUUUGGUAUCUUUAUUACUAAACAACUUUAUUUGGCAUUCAGAAAAUUUUAGCUGAGAUUUCAGUUGAAAUAAAUAACAAUUAUACAAACUAUAAUAAGUUUAUGUAUAAUAGACUUGUGGUUAUUAAUGUAAUAUAUUAGUAAUCAGCAACCAUAUUAUACAGGGACACCAGGCAUCAACAUUGAACAUUAACGGUAAUAGAGCUAUCAGACAGUGAGCUUAAUUGUGGGUCGCACUCCUGGGCUGGUAUUCAUAAAACAUAUCAACAAACAUAUAAGUGAUUAAGUCAUUUUCCUAGAUAAGUAACUUACUUGUCAUAUGGUAUAAUAACUUAAUACUAUCUAAGAUGCUUUAUUUUCAUUAAUUUAAUGUAAUAAGCACACUUGUAUGUUAUUGUCACUUGUACAUUUCUCUCAAUCUGAUUACGAAAGUCUUAGUAAAUCGACUUAAGAUAAGAAUUGACUUAAGAUAAGAAUUGACUUAAGAUGUUUUAUGAAUACCGGCCCUGAACUCCUACUGUAACAAAAUGUAUGUGUUUGCUUUAUUUUUGAAACUCAUCUUGCAACAUGUUAAUGAGUUAUAUUUAAUGAAAUCUUGUUUUAUAAUGCUGGAUCUUAUUUAUUUAUUUGUUUAUUGUACUAUUGUUAACUAUGUUUACUGUGACUGUGAUACUAUGUCAAUAAUUUUAGGAACGCUUUGAAUCUAAGAUAAAUACAUAAUGGGCCGGCAUUCAUACAGCAUCUUAAGUCAUGGGCUGGCAUUCAUACAGCAUCUUAAGUCAUGGGCCGGCAUUCAUACAGCAUCUUAAGUCAUUUCCUUACUUAAGUUGAUUUUUUUUAAAUUUUAUGGUCAAAUUAAAAAAAUAUGUGUAGGUGUUUUGACAUUAAAUUAAGUUGAUUUUUUUAAAAUUUUAUGGUCAAAUUAAAAAAAUAUGUGUAGGUGUUUUGACAUUAAAGGAUGUAUUUUCAAUAAAGUCUAGGAUAAUAGAGUACACCAGAAAUGGUUAAGCUUUACUAUCAUAUGACCAGUGUGAUACUUAAGUAAGGAAAAUGACUUAAAUGAGGAAAUUACUUAAAAUGUAAGACUUAUGGAUACCAGCCCCUGUAUGAUUUAAGAAUUGUCAGAGUUUCUGUUCUUUUUGUGAAAUUUGUGUACUGCAUAUGCUACAAUAUCUGUUUAAGUUUCAUACAACCUCCAAGACUUUAACUUACUUAUAUUUACAUAAAAUCCUGAGAGGGAACAAUAGUUUACAUUGUGUGUUUAUGACUGUUAAAUAAUAACACAUGCAUGUGUCUGUUUCCAAACAAAACAAAGAAAUAGUUAGCAAUGUUCCAGUGCCUGUCUUAACUUUCAUGUUUUUGUUUCUAAUAACCUUCAGGAUGGUAUUAUUCAGGUAUUGUGAUUUUUAUUGCCUUCAUUGUCUUUUUAGUGGCUUAAGUAUAUACUUAUUUAUCUUAGCUUGGUUGUGUUGAAAGCUGAUAGCUUCUAAAAUAACUCUCCAGUCCGUUUCCUUGGCAGAAACAAGUACUGUGUCCUUUUUGAGAGGCUACGAGAAAGUACUCCUGGUGGGGAUCGAACCCACUACCUCUUGGGUGAGAGGUGGACACUUAUACCACUUCUCUCACCUUUAAAUGGCCUUAGACAUUAUGUUUGUUUUUUAAUUAUAGAUCAACAUUUUUGGAUAACAAUGAAUACAUUAGAUAGUAAUUGUUUUAGAUGUCUGUAAUUUGUUUUACAUGUACAUAAGUUUUUCCGCAGAUUUUUGCAUAUGCCUGGGAUAGAUUUUAUUUCAAAUACAACUUGCUUUAUAUUUAUAUUGUUAGAUUGAAUUUGUAGUUAUUUUAGCUUAAAAUGUAUUUGAUAUUAAAGAUUUUAUGAAAAAUGUAUAGAAAAUAAAAAUAUG